Lutzomyia longipalpis is the source of this 986-nucleotide messenger RNA. RefSeq names its product transmembrane protein 203. Lineage: Eukaryota; Metazoa; Arthropoda; Insecta; Diptera; Psychodidae. Gene Ontology annotation, cellular component: endoplasmic reticulum. The transcript has a single exon. The record is from RefSeq and is a predicted model, not a curated record. Gene Ontology annotation, biological process: intracellular calcium ion homeostasis. Bases 462 to 887 code for a protein of 141 amino acids.
GAGGUCUAUUUGGGUUACCUUAAUAGAGACUGCAAUCAAAAUAUUGAGGAAUUUUGCCUCUUUCCUGGACAAUUUGUGGCUCCUGGAGGAUUGAGAUUCAACGUUAGGGAAAUAGAAGUUCUUUGUUUAGAGUUUUGGGAGGAAAAAAAAGCUUCUUCCUGUCGAGAAUCAAGUGAUUGGGGUCUUCCUAGUGGAAGGAUUUACCCGAAGACUUAUCAAAGGAUUCAAUUGAGAUACAAGAAGACUACAAAGGACAAUCUUGGAGGAUCUCUUCGGCAGGAAAUCAAAACUAUUCAAAACAACUUUUUUAUCCAGAUUUGGAGGAUUUCCUGACACAAUACUGAUGACUUCCACGUAAGACGCAGAAUCUGACCAAUUGGCUAAUCUCUGUUCCCGGAAGUCUGUGAUGAAAUCCUGUAUGCCCUGAAAACGUCCUAGACACCCUUAAGCUGUAACGAACAAUGUUCAAGUUGUCUGAGCUGGUGAAAUGGCUGGGAUUGACGGAAUUUGAGAUCUUCACGAAUCUCCUGGCUCUCCUUGUCUUCACAAUCCUUCUAUCCUUGCGUGUUUCAAGCUACCUAAGUGCAGAAUAUCUCGAUUGGUUUGUCAUCUUCUCACCACUCUUCUGCGGAGAUGCGUGCAAUGCCUACUUCUGCUUGAUUGUCUGCAUCCGGAUGUACCUGGAAAGUGAUCAGAUAAAACGUCGUGCCCUCCAUCGACUUCUCUGGAGUACGAAUUACAUCGUCCUCACGGCUGUCUUCAAGUACCUUCUGUGCUUGAAGCUCUCCGGGCAGAUUGGCUUGGAAUUCAGUGAAGUCUUCUCACCCAUCUUCAUCCUCCUCCAGCUCAUCGCUGUGCGAGCCUGUCAGCUACCCAACUCUGCAUAAUCUUCCGGAUCAUCCUGACUGAUUAGAAUUGUUACAAUUAAAAGUCAUUUAUUCGAUUUCUUUAUGUAAAUAGAAAGAUAAUAAAUUAAUUUCUUUUUU